This is a messenger RNA of Oryzias latipes (Japanese medaka), 2248 nucleotides long. RefSeq lists its product as uncharacterized. Gene Ontology annotation, biological process: extracellular matrix organization. Gene Ontology annotation, molecular function: extracellular matrix structural constituent conferring tensile strength. Lineage: Eukaryota; Metazoa; Chordata; Actinopteri; Beloniformes; Adrianichthyidae. The record is from RefSeq and is a predicted model, not a curated record.
UGAACCGCUGAUCCAUUUGACCGGCUGAGGUUGAAGCAUCCUUGCUGAGCUGCCUCGGUUCUGCUGUCUCUGUUCAGCAUCGAAGGGGGAAAAAAAGAUUUCAGGGGAUACAGACAGAUCUGCAGAGACGCCAGCCUGUCUGUCUGCACCUGCACAUUCCAAGAGGGAGAAUGGAGCUGGUAAAAAUUGCUGUGUCCGUCCAACUCCUGCUGUGUCCUGCAUGGGGCCUUUUCCAUCACUCGUACAUGGACAGCUUCCUCUCGGCCCGCUCAGGGGUGCAGAGGGGCACACUGCCAGUGAUGUAUGUCCCAGAUGAGCUGUCGAGGUUUGACCCAUGUUGUCUCACGGCGCCUCCUCCACCACCACUCUUCCCUCCCCCACCUAAACUUUGGAAACGGGGCAGUCCUGACAUUAUAAGCCUGUUAGAACCAAGCAUUGAAGGAGAAGAGGUCCAGAAAAAAGAAAAGGAUGUGUCACAUGGUUGUCCACCAGGACCACCAGGUCCUCCAGGACCACACGGACCUGAGGGUCAAACUGGAUUACCUGGCAUAAGAGGGCCAAAAGGGGAGAUGGGAGAAAUUGGACGUCCAGGAACAAAGGGUCGUACUGGAGCUCCAGGCCUUCCAGGAAAGCAAGGACUUCCAGGACUGCCUGGUCCAGAGGGUCCUAAAGGUGAGAAGGGGGACCCUGGACUUAUGGGUUUACCAGGACUGCGAGGUCCACCAGGGAUGAAGGGUUUACAGGGUUACAAAGGUGACAAGGGGGCCCGCGGAGACACUGGCUUCACAGGACCAAAAGGAGAGAAGGGUUCCAUUGGUUUGCCAGGGAUGUUUGGACAGAAGGGUGAGAUGGGACCUAAAGGAGCGCAAGGUUCUCCAGGCAGGAGAGGACCAACGGGGCGUCCGGGAAAACGUGGGAAACAAGGCAUGAAGGGCCAUACUGGAGCCCCAGGACUCAUGGGACCCCCAGGACCUUCAGGUCCCAUUGGGCAUCCAGGACCACCUGGACCUCCUGCUUCAGGUGUCUUCCUCGUGGGUGAGAAGGGGGAGAAGGGCCUUCCAGGUCCACCAGGCCUUUGUGACUGUGGUGGUGCUGUUAGACCACAUAAUGCCCCUUUUGGCAGCUACACUCAGCGUGACUCUAAUAAAGUCACCACUAUAUUUGUGCUGAGCAGUGAGGAAGAGAUGAACCGUCUACAUCAAGACAAUGCAAUAGCAUUAAGGAAAGAUCAAGGGAUACUGUAUUUUAAAGACAAAGAUGGAUGGAAUCCAUUGCAGCCUUUUCAGCCCUUCCAGUCUACUGAAACAAUCCCAGAAAGAGUGGGUGCUUGUGGAGAUGGAAAGGUACAGGCCCAGCAUGGAGAGGAGUGUGACGAUGGAAACCAAAUUCCCACAGACUCAUGUCUCAACUGCAAGUGGGCCUACUGCGGUGAUGGUUACCGACACGAGGGUAUGGAAGAGUGCGACGGAAAGGACUUUGGUUAUCUAUCCUGUAAAUCUUAUCUUCCUGGAUCAUUUGGACAACUGAGAUGUUCUGACUCAUGUGUCAUUGAUUCAACUGGCUGCAAGUACUUCACCUGAAGUGAAAUGACACAAAGGUGGCUGCGUUGGAUCGUUUUUGCAUUACGCUACUCUGAUCGUGGGGGAUAAUCUUCAGAUUUCUUCUGUAUUUCUCCACCUUUGAUGACCUGCUUGGAGCCAUGCAUCAGUCACAGGGGUCAGUUUUAAAAUCAGCUUGGGUUUAAUCUUCAACUGUCACACCACUGGCUUCAGCACUGUUACAGACUGUGGAGACAGAGCAAAUGAAUAAACCAGUUAAUGAUUGUAUCAUGAAAAAGUUACAAUGCUUAUGACUUGAUGACUGUUAAUGCAGAAAUAAGCUAUGUCUUCUUGAAUGCAAGACACAAAAAACUACACAUUAUACUGUAUAGAUCUAAGUACUGUUGUAUGCACAUCAGGGAUGUAUGAAUGUAUUUAGUCCUGUGCAAUGUCUUACAAAACAUAAUUGUCAAGUGCAAUGUUGUGAUAUUGCACGUAAAGAUGUUUCAGUGACCUGAGUCUUAUUAUCAGAUGAGUUGAAGUAAAUUUAUGAACACCUCGAUGGUUUGGUGCAAAUAAUUUAGUGAAAAGAACGCAUGUAUUUUAGAAAAAAACAUUUUUAUCAUUGUACAAACAGCAUGCACUAAAUAUGUUGUUGCAUGACAGUUAAUUUAAUAAAGCUGAUAUAAAGAACCAGUCUGAUGAAAAUC